Chlorocebus sabaeus (green monkey) is the source of this 8059-nucleotide messenger RNA. RefSeq names its product zinc finger protein 407 (gene ZNF407). The record is from RefSeq and is a predicted model, not a curated record. Gene Ontology annotation, cellular component: nucleus. Gene Ontology annotation, biological process: positive regulation of transcription by RNA polymerase II. Gene Ontology annotation, molecular function: nucleic acid binding; zinc ion binding. Lineage: Eukaryota; Metazoa; Chordata; Mammalia; Primates; Cercopithecidae.
AACGGAGAAACAGGAUGUCCCGCCUCUUCCUCCCAAAGGGAAGACGGUGAGCCGGAGGAGUCAGUCAGAGGGGCGAGCAGGAGCGAUUCCGUCGCCAAACAGGUUAUGAGUGCCAGCGAGCCUCCUUGGAUAGAAGCAUCGUCAGCACUUUAUUAAUGAUGGAUAGUGAGAAUAAACCUGAAAAUGACGAGGAUGGAAAGAUAAACAAAGAAGCACAAGACUUGACAAAGCUUUCAUCCCAUAAUGAAGAUGGUGGGCCUGUGUCUGAUGUGACAGCAAGUUUCCCUGAGAAUUCUGUGGGCAAAAGAGGUUUUUCAGAAUCAUUGAACUUUGAUAGUGUUGUUAUAAAAGACAUAAAUAAACAUGCUUCCAAACGUAGGAGAUUAGAUGAGGCAGAGCCCCUUAAAUCUGGAAAGCAAGGUGUUUGUCAGUUAGAAACUUCUGAGAGCUCAGUCACAGAAGAGGGUAUUGCAUUAGAUGAAACAGGGAAGGAGACCUUUCUGAGCGACGGCACAGUUGGAGACACGGGUCUCCCAAAUGCCCUUUCUCCUUCUCGCAAUUUUAGCACUAUUGAUGUUGUUUCUCUGAAAACAGACACUGAAAAAACAUCUGCUCAGGAAAUGGUUUCCCUUGAUCUGGAAAGAGAAUCGCCUUUCCCCCUGAAAGAAAUUAGUGUUAGUUGUACCACUGGGAGUGUAGAUCCAGUUCUCAAGUGCAGCAUCUGUGGGCAUUUGUUUUCUUCUUGCUCUGACUUGGAAAAACAUGCUGAGUCUCACGUGCAGCAGUCUAAGGAACAUACCUGUUGUCACUGCAGCCACAAAGCAGAGAGCAGCUCAGCGCUACAUAUGCAUAUCAAACAAGCACAUGGGACACAGAAGGUCUUUUCUUGCGAUCUUUGUGGUUUCCAGUGUGCAGAAGAAAACCUGUUGAAUGCACAUUAUCUUGGCAAAACACAUCUCCGUCGUCAGAAUCUGGCUGCUCGGGGAGGAUUUGUACAGAUCUUAACAAAACAACCUUUUCCUAAAAAAUCAUGUACAGUGGCAACAAAAAGUGUUCACUCAAAACCAAGAACUUCUAAACCAAUAGCAAAGAAUAGUGAUCCAAAAGGAUUACAAAAUGUGGGAAGCAAAUUUAAAGAUUUCAGAGGAAGUAUUUCUAAACAAAGUGGUAGUAGCAGUGAGCUUCUUGUUGAAAUGAUGCCUUCCAGAAAUACUUCGUCACAGGAAGUAGAGAUUGUUGAAGAAAAUGUUACUUCCCUUGGUGUAGCUCAGAAUCCUGAAAACCAGAGUAAAAAGCUAGACACCUUAGUAACCUCAGAGGGUCUCUUAGAGAAAUUGGAAUCUACGAAAAAUACCCUGCAGGCAGCAGCACACGGUAUCAGUGUAACCUCGAGGCCAAGACCCGAGCGAAAUAUUCUCGUGUUGGGUAAUAGCUUUCGUCGACGAAGCAGCACUUUCACCUUGAAGGGCCAGGCAAAGAAAAGGUUUAAUCUUUUGGGAAUUAAAAGAGGCACAAGUGAAACUCAGCGGAUGUAUAUGAAACACUUGAGAACACAGAUGAAAACACACGAUGCAGAGUCAGUGCUGAAACACCUGGAAGCGAGCAGCAGCGUACAGAGACUGUGUGUGACUACCUCAGAAACCCAGGAGGCAGAGCAGGGCCGGGGGAGCGCCCAUCCUCCGGACUCCGGGCUGGACUCGCCAGCAGUGAAGCCAGCUUCUGACUCUCAGACGUUGUGUGCUUGUACGGACUGUGGGCAAGUAGCUACAAAUAGGACAGAUUUGGAAAUUCAUGUGAAAAGGUGCCAUGCCAGAGAGAUCAAGUUUUACUGCCAUACUUGUGACUUUUCUAGUAUGUCAAGAAGGGACUUAGAUGAACAUUUGCACAGUAACCAGCAUCAGCAAACUGCUUCUGUCCUGAGUUGUCAGUGUUGUUCAUUUAUAUCCUUGGAUGAAAUAAAUCUUAGAGACCACAUGAAGGAAAAGCACAAUAUGCAUUUUCUUUGCACCCCUUGUAACCUGUUCUUUUUGUCUGAAAAAGGCAUGGAAGAACACAAAGCCACCGAGAAACAUCUUAGUUCAUUGGUUCAACCAAAGACUUUGCAAUCAUCUAACAGUGAUUUGGUUUUACAGACUUUACCUUUAAGUACUUUAGAAUCAGAAAACUCAAAAGAGUCUAUGGAUGACUCAGGAAAAGCAUCUCAGGAAGAACCUGUGACGUCCAGGGUAAGCCAUAGUAAUGAAGUGAGGCAUUCCAGUAAGCCUCAGUUUCAGUGUAAGAAGUGUUUUUAUAAGACAAGAUCUUCUACUGUUCUCACGAGACAUAUAAAGCUUCGGCAUGGUCAGGACUAUCAUUUUCUUUGUAAAGCUUGUAAUCUUUAUUCAUUGAGCAAAGAAGGAAUGGAGAAACACAUUAAAAGAAGCAAGCAUCUUGAAAAUGCUAAGAAAAAUAAUAUUGGCUUAAGCUUUGAAGAAUGUAUUGAAAGGGUAUGCAUAGGUGCAAAUGAUAAAAAAGAAGAGUUUAAUGUUUCUGGAAAUGGAAGGAUUGAAGGCCAUGUAGGUGUGCAAUUACAAGAGCAUUCUUAUCUUGAGAAGGGCAUGCUGGCGCCUAAGGAGCUGUCACAGUCUGGUGGUAGCACCAAAGAUGAUGAAUUAGCUUCGACCACUACUCCAAAGAGAGGGAGACCUAAAGGUAACAUCUCACGGACGUGUUCACACUGUGGUCUUUUGGCCUCUAGUAUUACAAACUUGACUGUUCACAUUAGACGAAAACACAGUCACCAGUAUAGUUAUUUAUGCAAAGUGUGUAAGUAUUACACUGUAACUAAGGGAGAUAUGGAACGUCAUUGUGCCACCAAGAAACAUAAAGGACGGGUAGAAAUAGAAGCAAGUGGAAAACACAGUUCAGAUAUCAUUGUUGGCCCUGAAGGGGGUAGCCUUGAAGCCGGUAAGAAGAAUGCUGGCUCAGCAGUGACCAUGUCAGAUGAACAUGUUAACAAACCUGCUGAAUCACCCACCUCUUUUUUACAAAAGCCAGAUCAUGGAAACUCAGUUGAAGCCGAAGUUGAAAAUGUAUUUCAUUCUCUAGAUGGAGAAGUUAACAGCCAUCUUCUUGAUAAAAAGGAGCAAAUAUCUUUAGAGCCAGAGGACUUCGCCCAGCAGGGGGAUGUGUACUCCCAGAGAGAUGUUACAGGCACAGGUGAGAAUAAGUGUGUGCACUGUGAGUUUAGUGCUCACUCCUCGGCUUCUCUAGAGCUGCAUGUAAAACGGAAACAUACAAAAGAGUUUGAGUUUUACUGCAUGGCAUGCGAUUACUACGCGGUGACUCGUCGCGAGAUGACCAGGCAUGCAGCAACAGAGAAACACAAAAUGAAAAGGCAGUCUUAUCUCAACUCUGCUAAUGUAGAAGCAGGUUCUGCAGACAUGUCCAAAAACAUCAUUAUGCCUGAAGAAGAGCAUCAACAAAAUUCUGAGGAAUUUCAGAUAAUUUCAGAUCAACCAUCUGAUACUCUUAAAUCUAGAAAUGCUGCAGAUUGCUCUAUUUUAAAUGAGAAUACUAAUUUAGAUAUGUCUAAAGUGCUCUGCGCUGCUGACUCUGUAGAAGUUGAGACUGAAGAAGAAUCUAAUUUCAAUGAAGACCAUUCCUUUUGUGAGACUUUCCAACAGGCUCCUGUCAAGGAUACAGUUAGGAAACCUGAGGAGAUGAUGUCCCUUACUAUUAUUUCCUCAAACUAUGGCUCCCCAAGCAGAUUUCAAAAUGAAAAUUCAGGAAGCUCUGCUUUAAAUUGUGAGAUAGCAAAGAAAAACCACGAGGUAUCAAAUGAUACAGGUGAGCUGCGUGUCCAUUGUGAGGGUGAAGGAGGAAGCGCAGGAGAUGGUGGAGGUGUUGUCCCCCACAGACACCUGUGCCCUGCACCGCUCGAUGGGGAGCGCUCGGCUGAAAGCCCUGCGCUUGUUGUGACAAGAAUAACCAGAGAACAGGGAAAUCUGGAGAGCGGGGGUCAGAACAAAGUUACACGUGGUCAUGGUUUGGAAGACUUGAAAGGUGUCCAAGAAGAUCCCACUCUGGAGAAUAAGGAAAUUCUGAUGAAUUCACAAGAUGAAACAGAAAUUAUUUUGGAGGAGGAUGGCCCAGCUUCUGAUAGCACAGUUGAAAGUAAUGACGUCUAUGAAACUAUCAUUAGUAUUGAUGAUAAAGGGCAGGCCAUGUACAGUUUUGGCCGGUUUGACUCCUCCAUAAUAAGAAUAAAGAACCCUGAAGAUGGUGAGUUGAUAGACCAGUCUGAAGAGGGCUUGAUAGCAACCGGAGUGAGAAUUAGUGAACUGUCCUUGAAAGACUGUGCUCAAGGUGUGAAAAAGAAGAAAUCUGAAGGCAGUUCCCUUGGUGAGUCUACACGAAUUCGCUGUGACGAUUGUGGCUUCUUAGCAGAUGGACUGAGUGGACUGAACGUUCACAUAGCCAUGAAGCAUCCUACAAAAGAGAAGCACUUCCAUUGUUUACUCUGUGGAAAGUCAUUCUAUACCGAAAGCAACCUUCACCAGCAUCUGGCUAGUGCCGGCCACAUGAGAAAUGAGCAGGCCAGUGUGGAAGAGCUUCCGGAGGGAGGGGCCACCUUUAAAUGUGUCAAGUGCACGGAGCCCUUUGAUUCUGAACAGAAUUUAUUUCUACAUAUUAAAGGACAGCAUGAGGAAUUGCUACGGGAGGUGAAUAAGUAUAUAGUGGAAGACACUGAGCAAAUCAACCGCGAGAGGGAGGAAAACCAGGGAAACGUCUGCAAGUAUUGUGGGAAGAUGUGUCGAAGCAGCAACUCGAUGGCCUUCCUGGCACACAUUCGCACUCAUACAGGAUCAAAACCAUUCAAGUGCAAGAUAUGCCAUUUUGCAACAGCUCAGCUUGGAGAUGCCAGAAACCAUGUGAAAAGGCACCUUGGGAUGAGGGAAUACAAGUGUCAUGUCUGUGGGGUUGCUUUUGUGAUGAAGAAGCACUUAAAUACUCAUUUACUAGGCAAGCAUGGAGUUGGCACCCCAAAAGAAAGGAAAUUUACAUGCCACUUAUGUGAUAGAAGUUUCACAGAGAAGUGGGCCCUGAACAACCACAUGAAACUCCACACGGGAGAAAAGCCGUUUAAAUGUACCUGGCCCACGUGCCAUUACUCAUUCCUCACAGCCUCCGCAAUGAAAGACCACUACAGGACGCACACAGGCGAGAAGUCGUUUCUAUGUGACCUCUGCGGCUUUGCCGGCGGGACCCGCCACGCCCUCACCAAGCAUCGCCGGCAGCACACAGGAGAAAAACCUUUCAAAUGCGAUGAGUGUAACUUUGCCUCCACAACUCAGUCCCAUUUGACUCGGCACAAACGUGUACACACUGGAGAAAAGCCCUACAGAUGCCCCUGGUGUGACUACAGGUCAAACUGUGCUGAAAAUAUCCGCAAACACAUUCUGCAUACUGGCAAACACGAAGGAGUCAAGAUGUACAACUGUCCCAAGUGUGACUAUGGGACCAACGUCCCUGUGGAGUUCCGGAACCAUUUGAAGGAACAGCAUCCUGACAUCGAAAACCCAGAUCUUGCUUACCUGCAUGCUGGCAUUGUUUCCAAGUCCUACGAGUGCCGUCUGAAGGGACAAGGAGCCACCUUCGUGGAGACAGAUAGCCCCUUCACCGCGGCAGCCCUGGCAGAAGAGCCCCUUGUCAAGGAGAAACCCCUCAGAAGCAGCAGGAGGCCGGCGCCGCCCCCCGAGCAGGUGCAGCAGGUCAUCAUCUUCCAGGGCUACGACGGGGAGUUUGCCCUGGACCCCUCUGUGGAGGAGACGGCCGCCGCCACGCUGCAGACGCUGGCCAUGGCCGGCCAGGUGGCCCGGGUGGUACACAUCACAGAGGAUGGCCAGGUCAUCGCCACGAGUCAGAGCGGGGCACAUGUAGGCAGCGUGGUGCCCGGGCCCAUCCUUCCCGAGCAGCUGGCUGAUGGAGCCACCCAGGUGGUCGUCGUGGGAGGCUCCAUGGAAGGCCACGGCAUGGAUGAGUCCCUCAGUCCAGGUGGCACUGUGAUACAACAGGUGACCAAGCAGGAGAUUUUAAACCUCUCAGAGGCGGGAGUCGCUCCCCCCGAGGCAUCCUCAGCCCUGGAUGCGUUGCUCUGUGCGGUCACUGAAUUAGGGGAGGUGGAGGGCAGGGCUGGACCCGAGGAGCAAGGCAGGCCUGCCCCCAAAGACGUGCUGAUCCAGCUGCCCGGCCAGGAGGUCUCCCAUGUGGCUGCCGACCCUGAGGCCCCCGAGAUCCAGAUGUUCCCACAGGCCCAGGAGAGCCCGGCUGCUGUGGAGGUGCUCACCCAGGUGGUGCAUCCCUCAGCAGCCAUGGCCUCUCAGGAGCGGGCACAGGUGGCCUUCAAGAAGAUGGUCCAGGGCGUCCUCCAGUUUGCUGUGUGUGACACGACCGCGGCCGGCCAGUUGGUCAAGGACGGUGUCACCCAGGUGGUGGUGAGCGAGGAGGGUGCCGUCCACAUGGUGGCCGGGGAGGGUGCCCAGAUCAUCAUGCAGGAGGCUCAGGGCGAGCACAUGGAUCUGGUGGAGUCGGACGGGGAGAUCUCGCAGAUCAUCGUGACGGAGGAGCUGGUCCAGGCCAUGGUGCAGGAGUCCAGUGGCGGCUUCUCCGAGGGCGCCACGCACUACAUCGUGACAGAGCUGCCCCCAGGGGUGCAGGACGAGCCGGGCCUGUACUCCCACACUGUGCUGGAGACUGCAGACUCGCAGGAACUCCUGCAGGCCGGGGCCACGCUGGGCACGGAGGCCGGGGCCCCAAGCAGGGCAGAGCAGCUGGCCAGCGUGGUCAUCUACACCCAGGAGGGCUCCCCGGCCGCAGCAGCGAUUCAGAGCCAAAGAGAAAGCAGCGAACUCCAGGAAGCGUGAGACGCGUGGCACCUUUACUCAGCGCAGAGCAGGUUGGGCAGGUCCAGCUUCGGUGGGGGGCUGUGUUCCCUGAGAUUCAUCUGAAACCUUCAAAACCGUGAGGACGAGGCUCCCAUGAGCCCUGAGCGUGCACUGCCAGCGAGAGUCACACUGGCCACUAGCCAGGCGCCCACAGAGGGAACCGUGGACGGGGCCUCGGGGAGCAGGCUGCCGGGCGCGUGGGAGGGCCGGGCGCAGGCCGCACAGGGAGCUCUGGUCCACUGGGGACCUUCAGUCAGUGGCCGCCCCCUUUGUCCCGGCCCAACGUUGUGCUGAAGAGAAGCCCAGUGUUGUCGGUGGGUUUUUCUCUCACAGGUGUUUUCCGUUUCAGUUAUCAGGUCAUGGCCGUGGGGAAAGUGGUGAAGAUCCCCCUCGUGGCUUGGGGUGCGCCUGCUCGUGCAGUCAGCAUGUAGCUGCCUUUACAUUUCAUUCUCUACUGGGCUAAAAACUGCAGCUACAAGUGUUACUGUCUUGGAGCAUUCUACGUCCAUUCAUUUUUUUUUUUUUUUAAUUUUACAAUAACAGUGUCCCCAGACCAAAGGAAGCCUGCUAGCUCAUUUCAUGUAUAAAUUUCCCAUCUUCAAAGAGUUUAGGUGUCUUCGUUGCUCUGGUCACAUUCUGCAUAAAAGAAAUCCUCUUAAGCCUAUGGUUAAGAAAAGCCUUGAAGUUUAUAUUCAGUUAAAAUGUAUGUUGGUGAAGAUAGCCAGUGCUUCUAAUUUUGACUUAGUUUCAUACAAUAAAGCUUAUAUGUGAAAUGCGCACUCUGGAAGAUAUUGUUUGUAUCAAUAUUUUGCUUUUUAUAACAAGAGUUUGUUCAUAUUGAUACAUUUUUGCAGGAUUUCUUCGUGAUUUCUGUCAAUUUGAAAAUGCUGACAUGAAACAUUAACACAUGGAGACUGUGCCCUGUGGCCCUGCCGUGGCCGCCAGCAUGGUCUGUGUUUCCUUGUGGAUUCACUGCAACUGUCGGAUGCGAGUUUCUGUCGCAGUCAUUUGUUUCGUGAUACAAUUGCUCUUAUUCUUUUCCAAAACUGUAAAAUAAUCUCCUCCCUCAAAUGCAAAGGUUGUUUUUGUUCUGUUUCUGUUUUCUUUGAAAUAAAAUUAUAGCAUUAAAAGAU